Messenger RNA from Nanorana parkeri, 1742 nucleotides. It is a transcript of the gene AHCYL1, whose product is annotated as adenosylhomocysteinase like 1. The record is from RefSeq and is a predicted model, not a curated record. Gene Ontology annotation, cellular component: cytosol. Gene Ontology annotation, biological process: L-methionine cycle. The transcript is spliced from 17 exons. NCBI's taxonomy places the organism in Eukaryota, Metazoa, Chordata, Amphibia, Anura, Dicroglossidae. Bases 129 to 1691 code for a protein of 520 amino acids.
GGGAGCGAGCACGUAACUCCAUCUCGUCUUCCAUGUAACACCGGUGCCUCCGCUGCAUCUACCACUUUACUUUGACGCUGUAUUUGUAUUUUACAUAGCUGUCAAACGGCCAUUGUCACGUCAGCGUUAUGUCGUUACCAGAUGCGGUUGCGGCUGAUGUCUCAGAGGUGUCAGACAGAUUCUCCUUUAUGGCUGCUGUCAGCAAGACCCCGAAGAAGAUUCAGUUCGCAGAUGACAUGCAAGAGUUCAGCAAGUUUCCCACUAAAACAGGACGCAGAUCCUUGUCCCGCUCCAUCUCUCAGUCAUCCACUGACAGCUACAGUUCUGUUGCCUCUUACACAGACAGCUCAGAUGAUGAGUUAUCCCCUAGAGACAAACAACAAACCGCUUCAAAAGGCAGCAGCGAUUUUUGUGUCAAGAAUAUUAAGCAGGCUGAGUUUGGUCGACGUGAGGUUGAAAUUGCUGAACAAGAAAUGACAGCUCUGAUUUCCUUAAGGAAGAGAGCACAGGGAGAAAAGCCUCUAGCAGGAGCCAGGAUUGUGGGAUGCACACACAUUACAGCUCAAAUUGGGGUGCUUAUUGAGACUCUAUGUGCCCUUGGAGCCCAAUGUCGUUGGUGUGCUUGCAAUAUCUACUCCACCCAGAAUGAAGUUGCAGCUGCCUUGGCUGAAUCAGGUGUUGCAGUCUUUGCAUGGAAAGGUGAAUCAGAAGACGAUUUCUGGUGGUGUAUCGAUCGAUGUGUCAAUGGAAAUAGUGAUUGGCAGGCAAACAUGAUCCUUGAUGAUGGCGGGGAUUUAACUCAUUGGGUUUACAAGAAAUAUCCUAAUGUUUAUAAAAAGAUUCGGGGCGUUGUGGAGGAAAGUGUGACUGGAGUGCACAGGCUAUAUCAAUUAUCCAAGGCUGGUAAGCUUUGUGUCCCUGCCAUGAAUGUGAAUGACUCUGUAACCAAGCAGAAAUUUGACAACUUGUACUGCUGUCGAGAGUCUAUAUUGGAUGGUCUAAAAAGAAGCACAGAUGUUAUGUUCGGCGGAAAGCAGGUCGUAAUCUGUGGCUAUGGAGAGGUUGGGAAAGGAUGCAGUGCAGCUCUGAAGGCCCUAGGUGCUGUUGUGCAUAUCACAGAAAUUGACCCAAUCUGUGCACUACAAGCUUGCAUGGAAGGCUUUCGGGUGGUUAAACUAAAUGAAGUUAUACGGCAGAUGGAUGUAGUCAUCACUUGUACAGGUAACAAAAAUGUGGUUACACGGGAACAUCUUGAUCGUAUGAAGAAUGGCUGCAUUGUAUGUAAUAUGGGACACUCUAAUACAGAGAUUGAUGUGACUAGUCUUCGCACUCCUGAGCUUACAUGGGAGCGUAUACGAUCUCAGGUGGAUCAUGUAAUCUGGCCUGAUGGAAAGAGAAUUGUACUGCUGGCUGAGGGCCGCCUCCUCAAUUUGAGCUGUUCAACUAUUCCUACUUUUGUACUUUCAAUAACGGCCACUACAGAGGCUCUAGCAUUAAUUGAACUAUACAAUUCUCCAGAAGGCCGUUAUAAAGAGGAUGUGUAUUUGCUACCAAAGAAAAUGGAUGAGUACGUUGCCAGUUUGCACCUACCUUCCUUUGAUGCCCACUUAACGGAGCUAAGUGAUGACCAGGCCAAAUAUCUUGGACUCAACAAGAAUGGACCGUUUAAACCUAACUAUUACAGAUACUGAAACUUGGAGGACCCCAGUAUACCAAGGCAUCUGUAAAAUGUCAAGACCACA